Messenger RNA from Symbiodinium necroappetens, 846 nucleotides. The record is from the annotation of a GenBank genome assembly. NCBI's taxonomy places the organism in Eukaryota, Dinophyceae, Suessiales, Symbiodiniaceae.
GCCGUGCGCGGCCCUCACCACGGAUCAAACUGGCUGGCGGGCUAUCUCUUGGAGCUAAUCUUCCUCACAGAGAACGUGUUCGUCUUCCACGCCAUCGCAGAGGCCUUCCAGCUUUCGCGGGCCGCAGUAUCGGGCUGCCUGACUGUGGUGGCUUGGGGUCAGGUCCUCUUCGAUGCCGUCUUCUUCAUGGGCCUGGCCGAGUGGCUCAGAUCCUGGAUACUGCUGCCAUACCUCCUGGGCUCCUGGCUUGUUUGCCUCGGUCUCUACGUGCUGAGCCACUCGCACGAGGAGCCUGUGUUGGAGGCAGGUGCUUCUCCCACAGGCAGUCCCUGCAGCUCGGAGAGGUCCGCAAGUCCUGCCGCGGAUAUGGUGAGGAAUGUUACGGGCAACCGCAUUGCCGUGGACAUGCCGCAAGAAACAGGAUGCUUCGUCGUAAAGGCUUACGAGCACCUGAAAGUGUCGGUGCUCGAUGUGGCUACGGCGACUCUUCUGCUGGCCGACUUCAUGUUGGACAUUGACGUCGUUCUGACGAAAAUCGAAGAGAUUCCAAACUCCUACCUGGCCUUCAGUUCCUCUGCCAUGGCGGCAUUUCUGAUCCCGGAGCUUUUCGCCUUGAGCCAAGACAUGCUGACUUGCUUCCCGCUCCUGCACUAUGGCAUCGGCGUGGUUCUUUGCUUCUUCGGCCUGCAGAUGCUCUUUGCCUGGGCUUACGAGAUCCAGCCGCUGGUGGCCUGCUGUGUGGUGGUGGCAAUCCUUGCCGGCUGUGUAGCCAUCGACUUCUUGCGGAAGUGGUGUGUGCAAGCAGGAUCCGCAAGACAAGUCCUGGUGAGUAGUGGGCAAAACUGA